AUGACGACUUUCAAAUCUCAAACACCGUUAUUACAACGUGCACAAAAGACAAAAAAAAAACCAUGGCGUUUCUCAAAUAAUAGUAGGCAUCAUACGAAUAUGAACAAGCGUCAUUUGUCCAUUGAUAAUUGGAAGAAUUCAUCACGGACUCUACCAAAUUCUGGAAAAAUGCCUGACAAUGUAUUCAUACAUCGACUAUCAAAAAGUAUUCCUAGUCAGUGUGCAAUGAUUCGGCAAUUGUUAAUGAAUACAGCAAUGUUACAUUUUAUUCGACAUCGUGGUCUACUUAUGUGUACUUUAUCAGAAUUGAAAAUUGAAGAAGAUUAUUGGAAACCUGUUGCCGAUGUAGCAAUGCCUACUGUAAGAUAG
This is a messenger RNA of Rotaria sp. Silwood1, 369 nucleotides long. The record is from the annotation of a GenBank genome assembly. Lineage: Eukaryota; Metazoa; Rotifera; Eurotatoria; Philodinida; Philodinidae.